This is a messenger RNA of Colias croceus (clouded yellow), 2335 nucleotides long. RefSeq lists its product as uncharacterized. Lineage: Eukaryota; Metazoa; Arthropoda; Insecta; Lepidoptera; Pieridae. The record is from RefSeq and is a predicted model, not a curated record. Bases 452 to 2191 code for a protein of 579 amino acids. The transcript is spliced from 2 exons.
UCGGGGCAACCCGCAGUACAUGCAUGUGAUAUCGUAUUUGUUAACGCAGCAUAACUACGGCCACCCUGCAUCGCCUUAAUGCAUUUUGUAUUUCUUAGAACAUAGAUUGCAGCGUUGCAUUUUUGUUUAACGAUAAGUUUAUAGUUUAAGUUUUCAUUCUGGAUGUAGAGAGCACAUAUUAAAGACGUUUAAAUUAAAUCUUGUCUUUUUAAAAAACGUCCUUCGGUCCGUCGAAAUUUGAGUGGCGCAGCCGGUAGGAUACUCGAUAAUAUCCUGCUGCCGAGCUAACACUAUAGCCUAUAAAAGGAUCUGUGAUAGUGCGGUGCUUGUACGAGUAUCCUCGAACCAAAUAAAUAAUUCUCCCGCGACGCGUACGCGUAAAACUCAAUCGCUGAAGUGAAACGCGUACUGUGACCUCAAGGACGAGCAUCCAGGAUCAUAAGUGAAGGACAUGGGAGCGAGCAGUCUGUUACUAAUUUUGGCGAUCCACGUGAUCCAAAACCAGGGUCUUCAACUGCACCAGAUUAAACGGAACCCCGGGAUACUACCUCUCCGUGAAGGCUAUGCAGUCGUCAGCAAUGACACAUGGAGAGUUAUUAAGGUUUUAGAUUUAAAGUUAAUAUAUGACGAUUUAGAAUUUAAUAUAAAUAGUUAUCUAUCAUUUAGGAAUCAGGUUCAUAGUUGUAUUGAUAUACAAGCGUUAGGUUCCGAUUUUAUUACAACAGAAUUACAAACAGAUUAUCAUAUGAAUUAUACUAUUGAUAAAUUUGAACAAUUAAUUCCGUCUUCUAGAUCUAAACGUGGUUUAUUAAAUCCACUUGGUUCAGUUAUAAAAAUUAUCACCGGUAACCUCGACAACGAAGAUGCUAUACAAUUUGAAAACACUAUUGAAAAAUUAAAGACUAAACAAGACUCUAUAAUACAUAAGAUGACGAUCGUUACUGAGAUGGUGGGUUCGUUAUUAAAUGUAGCUGAAAUAUCUAAUAACAAUUUCAUUGCAAUCCAGAAUAAGCUAAAUGUAAUUGAUUCGCUUUUAAAUGACACAAAUUUACAUCAAAGGACUAAUGAAAUUAUACAUACAUAUUCUGCAUUCUUACAUAAUUUUAUGUCUCUUUACGUUAGAUUAAGUGAAAUAGAAACUGCUGUAGCUUUUAGUAAAAUUAAACUUUUACACCAAUCCGUUGUAGAUACUAAGGAAUUAUUACUUUUAUUAAAAAACAUUGAAACUAGCUCUAAGUUGCCAUUUCCAGUAAAUUUAGAUAAUGUUCUUAAAAUUGAACAAUUAAUAGAAGUACAAACUUAUGUAAAACAAAGUCAAAUAAAAUUCGUAAUGACUAUUCCAUUAAUUACUGACGACAUUUAUUCAUAUUUUAAAAUAAUACCUUUACCUAUAUUUAACGAAGAAAAAGGUCAGACUUCCCUUAUCCUACCCAAAUACCCAUAUGUCCUUGUGAAGGGGUUGAAAACCAUGCCACUUUCACAACCAUGCAAAGAAAUAGAUGAAGACCGGUUCCUAUGCCCGGAAAUACUGACAUCAACAUUAUAUAAAGACGAUUGUUUAGCUGAUCUUUUGCGGCUAUCUACAAAUGUUUCCAGUUGUCAGCCGAUUCCCAUUUCCAUAGAUGACGUGAAAAUCGACAAUGUUCUGCCAAAUAGAUGGAUACUAUACGUAAAUGUGGAAACAGUACUUACCAAGGUCUGUGAAAACGAGGUAACCCAAGAAUUCCUUCAUGGUACCUAUUUAUUGACGUUAGACGAGACUGGCUGUUACGUGAAAAUCGGAGAUAUAACACUAAAGAAAUAUGAAGUAAAUGGAAUUGAUAUUAUAUACCCAAGUUUACCAAAAAUUAUAUUACCAAAUUUGAUGAACUUCCCGACCGACAGGAAGCCUGUUAACCUGAAGGGUGCAAAUUUAACUGACAUAAAUAUGCUUAGGCAUUUAAUUGAAAAUAGUGAAAAUAGUGAAAACCAGUUUAGUAGUACAGUGAAUAGUGCCGUCGGAGUGAUUAACAUUAUAACUUUUGUAUUAAUCGUAAUUAUAAUUGUAAUUGUGGUAGUAAUUAAGUCUAAAUUAAGAAAAAUAUGUAUUCAAGAAAAUCCUUCAGAUUUUCUUGAAACUGAGGAUGGAGGAGUUAUGUCGGGGCAACCCGCAGUACAUGCAUGUGAUAUCGUAUUUGUUAACGCAGCAUAACUACGGCCACCCUGCAUCGCCUUAAUGCAUUUUGUAUUUCUUAGAACAUAGAUUGCAGCGUUGCAUUUUUGUUUAACGAUAAGUUUAUAGUUUAAGUUUUCAUUCUGGAUGUAGAGAGCACAUAUUAAAGACGUUUAAAUUAAA